UGCUGCAGCCAAGAUGGCGCUGGCGGCGGCGGCGGCAGCCUGAGCGCGAUGCUACGGGUCUUCGGUGGCAGCUGCAGCGGCGGCGGCUGUGGCCUCGGCCGGGGCCUUGGAUCUCUCCUGGGCGUGAGCGCUCAGGCGCCUCUCCUCUGGCCCAGUUAACCCGGAUAAAGAGGAAACGGCCACGAAGAGAGGAGGCAGUGAGCUACAGGGAGAGAGCGCGACACCUCCUGCCCCGGCACCAUGGCAGGGAUCAUCAAGAAACAGAUCCUGAAGCACCUCUCCAGAUUUACCAAAAAUUUAUCUCCUGACAAGAUAAAUCUGAGUACCCUAAAAGGAGAAGGUGAACUGAAGAAUUUGGAGUUGGAUGAAGAAGUGCUCCAGAAUAUGUUGGAUUUGCCAACAUGGCUUGCCAUCAACAAAGUUUUUUGUAACAAAGCGUCCAUUAGGAUCCCAUGGACUAAACUGAAAACACAUCCCAUCGCUUUGUCCCUGGAUAAAGUAAUAAUGGAAAUGAGUACAUGUGAAGAACCACGAGCCCCUAAUGGCCCAUCACCCAUUGCAACUGCUUCAGGACAAAGUGAAUAUGGCUUUGCCGAAAAAGUAGUCGAGGGUAUUACUGUUUCUGUAAAUUCCAUUGUCAUCCGAAUUGGAGCAAAAGCCUUUAACGCAUCUUUUGAACUUUCCCAGCUUCGGAUAUAUAGUGUAAAUGCACACUGGGAACAUGGAGAUUUAAGAUUUACUCGUAUUCAAGAUCCACAGAGAGGAGAGGUUUUGACAUUUAAAGAAAUUAACUGGCAGAUGAUUCGAAUAGAGGCAGAUGCUACUCAAAGUUCGCAUCUUGAAAUUCUGUGUGCUCCUGUUCGAUUAAUAACCAAUCAAUCAAAAAUCAGAGUCACGCUAAAAAGAAGAUUAAAGGACUGCAAUGUCAUAGCAACAAAAUUAGUUCUAAUAUUGGAUGACUUAUUAUGGGUUUUAACGGAUUCGCAGUUGAAGGCCAUGGUACAAUAUGCAAAAUCUCUUAGUGAAGCAAUAGAAAAAUCAACAGAACAAAGGAAGAGUAUGGCUCCUGAACCUACACAGAGUUCUACUGUAGCACCAUCUACCCAGCAAGUGAAGACACCACAGACUUCAAAUGCGCCUGAUCUAAAUGAUGCAAUUGUGAAACUAUUCAGUGACUUUGAUGUUAAAGAAACCUCCCAUCAUUUAGUGAUUUCUCAUCUAGAUCUGCACAUAUGUGAUGACAUUCAUGCUAAAGAAAAAGAGUCAAACAGACGUAUUACUGGAGGGGCUAUGCAACUCUCUUUUACUCAGCUAACUGUAGAUUAUUACCCUUAUCACAAAGCAGGUGAUAGUUGUAACCAUUGGAUGUAUUUUAGUGAUGCAAGCAAAACAAAAAAUGGAUGGGCCAACGAGUUGUUACAUGAAUUUGAAUGCAACGUUGAAAUGCUUAAACAGGCUGUGAAGGAUCAUAAUGUAGGUUCACCUCCUAAAUCCCCAACACAUGCCUCUCCCCAGCACACACAAACAGAGAAAGAAUCAACUCUUAAAGGAGCUUCCAGAACACCUUCAGUAUUAUCUCAACAAUCAAAAGCUAAGCUGAUGUCUAGUUCUGUUGUGGUUAGACUUGCAGAUUUCAAUAUAUACCAGGUCUCUACAGCAGACCAAUGUCGUUCUUCCCCUAAAAGUAUGGUUUCCUGCAAUAAAAAAUCCCUGUAUCUUCCGCAAGAAAUGUCUGCUGUUUAUGUAGAAUUCACAGAAUAUUACUACCCAGAUGGAAAGGAUUUUCCAAUUCCAUCUCCCAACCUCUAUAGCCAGCUGAAUGCACUACAGUUGACUGUGGAUGAAAGAAGCAUUCUAUGGUUAAAUCAAUUUCUGUUGGAUUUAAAACAGAGCCUUAAUCAGUUUAUGGCUGUAUACAAGUUGAAUGACAAUUCAAAAUCUGAUGAGCAUGUUGAUAUUCGAGUUGAUGGCUUAAUGCUAAAGUUUGUCAUUCCUUCUGAAAUGAAAUCUGAAAGUCAUCAAGAUCAACCACGUGCAAUUUCUAUUCAGAGUUCUGAAAUGAUUGCCACAAACACAAGGCACUGUCCAAACUGUCGGCAUUCUGAUCUAGAAGCUUUAUUUGAAGAUUUCAAAGAGUGUGACUUUUUUAGUAAAACAUAUACCAGCUUCCCCAAAACAUAUGACAGUUUUAAUCUUCUACAUCCAAUCUUCCAGAGACAUGCUCAUGAACAAGAUACCAAAAUGCAUGAUGUUUACAAAGGAAAUAUUACUCCCAAGUUGAACAAGUAUACUCUAAAAACUUCUGCUGCCACAGAUGUUUGGGCUGUAUACUUUUCUCAAUUCUGGAUAGACUGUGAAGGGACGAAAAGUGGGAAAGGACGACCAAUAAAUUUUGUGGACUCUUUCCCUCUUUCUAUCUGGAUUUGUCAACCAACAAGAUAUGCAGAGUCACAAAAAGAGCUACAGAUGUGUAAUCAGGUACCUCUAAAUACAUCACAAAGUGAAUCUAGUGAUCUGGCUAGCCGACUGAAGCGGAAAAAGCUCUUGAAGGAAUAUUACAGUACAGAGUCUGAGCCUUUGACAGAUAGUGGUCAAAAACCGUCGUCAUCAGAUACAUUUUUAAGAUCUUCAUCAGAUGCAGAUAUUCAUGUUCUGGUUCACAUUCAUAAACAUGUCAGUAUGCAGAUCAAUCACUACCAGUACCUCCUCCUGCUUUUCCUCCAUGAGUCACUUAUUCUACUUUCAGAGAACGUAAGGAAAGAUGUAGAAGCAGUAACUGGCAGUCCUGCCAGUCAGACAUCAGUUUGCAUUGGAAUUUUACUUAAAAGUGCAGAAGUAGCUCUCUUGCUACAUCCAGUGGAUCAAGCAAAUACUCUUAAGUCCCCUGUGUCUGAAAGUGUGAGCCCAGUGGUUCCUGAUUGUUUGCCGACAGAAAAUGGAGAGUUUUUGUCUUCAAAAAGAAAACAAGUUAAUAAUAGUAUAAAUCAAAUUAGAAGUGUAACUGUUAAUCAUAUGGCAGACAGCAGAUCUAUGAGUGUUGACCUUAGCCCUGUUCCUUUGAAGGAUCCUUUGCUAUUUAAAUCAGCUAGUGAUACAAAUCUGCAAAAAGGUAUUUCUUUUAUGGAUUAUUUAUCAGAUAAAAAUUUAGAGAAAAUAAGUGAAGAUGAAAGUUGUGGCAUUGUUUACAAAAGCGGCUCAGGAGAAUUUGGAUCAGAAAUAAGUGACAAAAAAGAUUCAUCUACAAAUUCACAUAGUGUCUUACCCUACAGAGAAGAUUCAAGUAUGCUGUCAUUUGAUAACUGUGGAAACCAAAAUGUAUUUUCAAGUAAUGGUAAAGAAAGUGAAACCAUGGAAUUAUUUGUCAAAGCUGAAGAUUUUGUUCCAGAAACAGCUUCACUCUCUGAGAACCUAGACAUCGGUAAAGAAGAGAUAUCCACAGUUAGAACACUUAAAUCACAGUCAUCUUUAAGUGGAAAGCCUAAGGAACGUUGCCCAUCCAACAUGGCUCCACUCUCUGUUUCUUAUAAGAACAUGAAAAGAAGCCCUUCACAAACCUCACUGGAUACCAUUUCACUUGACAGCAUGAUAUUAGAAGAACAGUUGUUAGAGAGUGAUGGAAGUGAUAGCCAUAUAUUUUUGGAAAAAGGUAUUAAAAAGAACUCAGUUACAAAUUACCAGAGCCCAGCAGAGAGUGUGAAUGCCAGUGCAAACGUACAGAGUUACGGUGAAACCUCUCCGGAUGCCAUCAGUACAAAUUCAGAGGGUGCUCAAGAAAAUCAUGACGACCUGAAGUCAAUCGUGGUGUUUAAAAUUACUGGUGUUAAUGGGGAAAUUGACAUCCGAGGGGACGAUAUUGAAAUAUGUCUUCAAGUGGACCAAGUAACACCAGACCAAUUAGGCAACAUCAGUUUGCGGCAUUACCUUGGUAAUCGUUCCGUAGGUUCAGAUCAGAAAGCUAUAAUUCAUUCCAAAACCUCUCCUAAGAUUACUCUGAGAUUUGAAAGUGGGCCUGGUGCUGUAAUACACUCUUUGCUUGCAGAAAAAAAUGGGUAUCUGCAAUGCCACAUAGAAGAUUUUAGCACUGAGUUUCUAACAUCUACUCUUACGAAUAUUCAGCAUUUUUUGGAAGAUGAAACUGUUGCAACAGUGAUGCCAAUGAAGAUACAAAUUUCUAACACAAAAAUAAAUUUAAAAGAUGACAGUUCACGUGGUAGUAUGAUACCCCUUGAACCAGUUCCUGUAACCAUCCAUAUUGAUCAUCUUGUGGUGGAAAGAAACGAUGAUGGCUCUUUUCAUAUCAGAGAUUGUCAGAUGCUGAACACUGGUAGUGAUUUGAAAGAAAGUACCCAAAGUGAUUCAGUGCUGCUGACAUGUGGAAAGUGUGAUCUGAAGAAACACCACAGUGUCACUCAAGCCCCUCAGACGAGUCCGGACGUCUCUUGCCCUUCUCAGGACUUUACUAGGGAACAGCUCAUGGAGGAGAAUGAAUUUCUUAAACAGGAACUGGCUAAAGCUAAAAUGGCUCUUGCAGAGGCUCACAUGGAAAAAGAUGCUCUUCUUCACCAUAUAAAGAAGAUGCAGUUGAAUAGCAGGAAUGGCAAUCAAGAACUCCAAUUAUAUAGCUCUGGAGUAGAAGAUUAUAUUUGUAACACGGGUAUUACCAAAUAAUGGAAGACUUUCCUUUUCGUGAAAAGAACAAUAAAAUGAAAUGGAAUGUGGUAAAGUGGUGACUAUUUCAAACCCAGUUUAGAAAGUAUUAGGUACAAGCAUUACAAUCUUUUGAUUGUUGUGUUUUUUAGGGUUUAACCCUGUUUUAAACUGGUGUGACCUGGGAAGUCAAUGCAUACUGUAAAGUGAUUACAUGCUUAAUGAAAACAAGUUGUCAUUUCCUAAUUUUGACAGCACUAUAGGCAUUUUUUAAAAAGAGAAAUGAAAACUAUUGUGUUCACACUGAUUGCUGAAUUUAUUUCUCACUAUUUGUUUAUGUUACUAUUAUUUACAAAGAUUCAAAUGCUUUUAGAGCUAAUGUAAAAUAAAAGGAGGAUUACAUGUUAAAUCUUAUUAAAAUAAUGUACUUAAAUCUAUAUUUAAUUACUGUAAAAAGACCAAUCAAAUUAAUAAAUUAUAUAAUUACUGAGUUUGCACAUCGGGAAAAUCAUCACCCUACUGAAUUUAUGAAGUAACUUGAAAAUGUGAAAAAAAAAAAAAUCAUUUUAAAUGGUGGGUAAACUAUAUAAGUUGAAGCUAUAAUUUUCAACAUAAAAAUGAUACAAAUGUGAAAAUAAAAAGCACAAACUAAAAAAGUAAAAUAUUAGAGUAUAUGGCCAAGUGAUUUAAAGUGUAUUACUUAUACAUUCCUUUCAACAUUUACUGUUAGACAUAAAAGAGUAAUUUAACUAUCCUGCUAAAUUUGGCAGCAUUUGUAACUAUAUAAAUUUUAAUUAGUACUAUUUAUAUUAUUUCUUUACCUUCAUCUUUCCUCAAAGAGGGGAAUGUUUUCCGAGAAUUUUCUUUUCACACACAUAAAACAAUUUCAUACCAUUCUUGUAGUGUCAAAUUAGGUGGGUGUUUGCACAUACUGAUAUAAAGCUAGCUUUGAUUAAUGCUCUAUGUGACGUAUGUACAAUCUUCUAUAAUAGGAAUAAUUGGUAAAAUUUGAGUUCUAUUUUCUAGGAAUUGUUAAAGUUGGAAAUAACAUGAGAGAAUCUCAGUCAUGUAUUAUGAAAUAAAAGUACAUAAGUGUUAAAGAAAUAGGCUUUUAAAGAUUUAAAAUAUAUUUCUGAUAGAUUUAAACUAAGUGGGAUCUAUUUUAAAAUUCACAUUCUUAAACAUUAAUAUAUCCAAGAUAGAACAUGAAACAGCUGGAUUAUCAUUUCGUUAAGAUACUUGAAAAUUCUAAACUCACUGAGACACUUUAUGGUGCUUUGCUUGUUUGGCAUGACUUAUAAUAGGCAUUCCUCUAUCUCAGUACUUGGGGAAAAAUACAUAUUUCAUUUACCUUAAGUGUUGGAGUCAUUUUAAUUUUAUUUAAAACAAUACUGGCCUUUUUUUCCUUAUUCUAUUAUAUCCAUUUUCAUUGACAUUAUUUAGAAAAACAGGUACUUUUUUGGGAGCUGAUGAUACAGCAAAGAACAAAUUAAAUUGUUAUUUUACCUCAGAGUAUUUUUUAAAAAAUGUUAAAUCAUGUCCAUCUAGAACUAUAUAAUAGCCUUAGUUUAAAUGCAAAAGUCUAAUGAAAGAUUAAUAAUGUAUAGCUUAUGUCCUUCAUAGAGUACCUUUGACUUGUAUAUAUAUAUUCAACAAAUCCAGUCUCUAUUAUGGAAAAGCAGGAUUGAAGGUACAUUAACUUCUUCAAACUGACAGUGUUUCUUGGGAUUGACCUAUUUGUUUUAUAUAUAUUUCAGUUUUAUCUGUGGUUUAUUAUAAUUGUUUAUUGUUACAGAAAAUGAAUGUUUUCUUUAUCCCUUUUAAAUAUAUUUGGCCUUCCCAAGAAAAUCAUAUAAACAGUAGAGAUGAUGAGUAAUAUGGAUCUGAGUAUUCUAUACGCUUUGCUGGAUUUUUUUUUUUUUUUAUUUAUUUAUAAGGAGUACUAUUUUUAUAGAGAUUUAAAAUCCUAAAGCAUUUCCAAAAACAUCAUCUCAUUAUAAUUUCCAUAACAAAUCUAGGAGGUAGGUAUUAAGCACAUUUUAGAAGUUAAAACAAAUACCCUUUGACUCAGAAAAGACAAGUGACUUGACUAAAAUCACAAUUAGUAACCUGGUCUUUGACUUAAAACCUAGUUAUAACCAAUUAUUUUAGCUUAGUCAUAACUUACAGAUUUUUUGUUUUUUGGACAGGAUUCAUGUAAUGUCUUUUAUUUGUUCUUUUAAAGGUUAAUUUAAUAGUAUGUGUGGAUGAUGUGUGUCUUUGUGUGUGUAUUAUUCAAGUGCUUAAAAAAUGUGGGGACAGUUUUUGCUUAAGUUGAUCCAAAAUUUUAGCAAUAUAAGAAAUACAGGAAUAAACCUGUAUUAAACUUAUCAGGGUUUUUUAAAUGGCUAUAAAUUAGAAAUAAAGUUAUCACAUCUUGAAAUUUUCUUUGCUAAAUCUCUGACAGAAGAUGUUAAUGAUCAGGGAGAAAUGGUAAUCAUGUUUUGUGUUUUAAUUUCAUGUGUUGCCAAAAAAAUGGUUUUGGUAUCUCCUGUUUUUUUUUUGUUUUGUUUUCUCAUCCUAGCCUAGAAGUUCAAAAGACCACCAUGUGCCACUAGUUGUGAUGAGACACUAUUUUUAUUGAAGCCAUGUAAGAAUGGUUAUGCAUGACUACAGGCAAAUAUAUAUGGAAAAAUUAACCAGAAACUCCUUUCUGGGUUUUUAUUAUUGUUGCUGUUAUUCAAUGUUUGUCAAUACAAGUGUUCUAAGGUCGUCUUUAAUAAGUUUUUAUUAACCUCCAGUCUAAUCAACACAUCUUCUUAUCUCAGUGAAUUCACCCAGGCUUCCAAACUAGUAACAUAGAAUUCCAUCUUAGACACCUUCCUCUUCCUCACCUUCUCCCCAUAACCAGUUCAUUACCAAGUCCUGUGAUUUUACCUUCUAAACAUCUCUCAAAUUUCUCCUUCUCACUACCUGUCUAAGCUGCCAUCAACAUCUUUUGCCUGCAUUACUGCAGUUGCCUACUAAAUGGUCUUUCUGCAGCUCCUCUGGCCCUCCUUGGAUUUUUCUGUACUGCAGGCAGAAUAAUCUUUUUCAAAGUGUAACUGUAAUCAAGUUGACCACCUACCCCGACUCUCACCUUUACCUAAAACGCUUCAGUGAAUUUUCAUUGCUUUUAUAAUGAAAACAAAAAUAUUUUAUGUAACCUAUGAGGUCACAUAUGUUAGGGUCAUUAUCUACUUCAUAUAGUAGUUCUGAACAUUAAAUGAGAGUUCAUGUCUCAAAAGAUUAACACAGUGGUUGGUAUAUCACCUAUAAAACACCCAGUAGAGGUUAGCUAUUAUUAUUACCACUUAGCUUCAUUUUGGACCAUGUUUUACUUACUUUGUGUUUUACCUUCAUUGUCUUUCCGGUAUCAGGAAUAAGUGAGGACUAAAGUGUUCCAUGCUUCUUCCACCAUAGGACCUUUGUUCAUGGUAUUCCUUUGGCUUGAAAUACUUUUCCCUCCUUGUUGCCUAGUUAAUUCCUAUUUGUCUUUUACAUCUCAGCUCAUUCAUUACUCCCUCAAGGAAGUGUUCCCAAACUUCUUUGACAGAGUUAAGACCCCCUAUUAUGCAUUCUCACAUGACCACACACCACUUCUUAGCAUUUAGCACCAUUGUAAUUUUAUAUGUAUUUGUUUGAUUAAUGGCAGACUCACUAGAUUGUAAACUCCAUGAGGACAGGAACUGUGUCUCUUUUGUUGUCAUUGUUCAGUUUUGUAUUCCCUAUGCCUAAUACAGUGCCUGGCACAUAGGAGGUGCUCAAUAAAUUUGUUGAAAGAAUAAAAUGAAUGGAUGAGAUACCAAGGAUGUUUCUCAGGUAUUGAAUGGUGGGGUGGGGAGAUUAGAAUGCUCUUCUCAGCUGGAUCAAAUUAUUUGAGUCUAUAGUGGAAAAAAAUGUAGCGAGUGGGGAGAUUUGACAUAACUGUGUUUUUCAGAAUUUUGAAUGAGCUUCUAGUUGAUUUGUCACAAUCACAAGAUAAAAAAUUAAUACAUCACUUCAUGGUACUGCUACAGUCCCAGAAUGUCAUCUGGCUUUGACUGUAACAUAUGGUGUUGUGGCUGUCAAGAUCUGCCAGUCUUAUCUGCUAAACAGAAUGGAAAUAAGACCAAAAGAGUAGCAGCUGAAAUAGCUUCUUUUUGGAAAUUGACUGAUACUCAGGAUAAUUUUCAGUUGUGCCUAAUUCCUUAAAGUGCAAACAAUCGCAUUUUAGCUUGCACCUAGAGGUGCUAUGGAAAUUAUUUUUUUAACUAUGUUUCAGUUUCUUCUAGACUGUAAAAUACCAAAAUUUGGAAUUACACAGGAUAGAGAAACACUAAAACAACGAUAAAACCCCAGUUGCCAUCAAGUCAAUUCCAACUCAUAGUGACCCCAUGUGUUU
Trichechus manatus latirostris (Florida manatee) is the source of this 9049-nucleotide messenger RNA. It is a transcript of the gene BLTP3B, whose product is annotated as bridge-like lipid transfer protein family member 3B. Lineage: Eukaryota; Metazoa; Chordata; Mammalia; Sirenia; Trichechidae. The record is from RefSeq and is a predicted model, not a curated record.